CAUAAUUGUUGACUCAGAGGAGAGGCCAAUCUUAUCUUUGCACCGAAAUUUCGCUGGCAACUUCAUUUGAAUGUGUUCAAACUUCAAGUUUAUUGGGAAGACGACGUUCAGUAAUGAUUCCACCCGAUAUACCUAAGAAACUAGUAGUUGUAGGAGACGGUUAUUGUGGCAAAACAUCUCUCCUGACAUCGUUCUGCAACAAUACAUUCUCAGAGUCCUAUCUACCAACGAUACAUGAAACUUACCUCUGUACUGUGAAAUAUGGGGAGCAGGAGGUCACUUUCGCUCUUUGGGAUACAGCAGGCGAAGAAGACUACGACAGACUUAGACCCUUAUCUUACCCAAGAACCGACGUGGUGCUCAUGUGCUUCAGUGUGGACAGCCCUAUCUCCCUAAAAAACAUAUAUAGUAGGUGGUACCCGGAAAUAAAACAUUUUUGUCCAUCAGUACCGAUUAUUCUAGUGGCUACAAAACUGGAUUUGAGGUAUAAUAAAGAUAUUGUAGAUGAUUUGAAGCAAAGAGAUAUGGACACAGUAUCUUAUUCAGAAGGAGUUAAGGCUUCUAGGAAAAUCAAAGCAGAUGGCUAUAUUGAGUGCUCUGCAAAAACUAUGGAAGGUGUGAGAGAAGUGUUUAGAAAAGCAGCUGAGGCUGCCACAAAGAAAGAGGUUAUGAGAAGAACACCUUGCGUUCUUUUAUAGGAUCUUAUGUUAACGUGAAGUGAGAAAAACCUCAAGAAAUACUAACAGAAACUAUUAUACUGAUUUUCUUCACUUUGGUCAGCAGUACAAGAUCAUUUUAAUUUAGAAGCAAGAUGACCUGAACCAGAGUGUGUUCUUUGAUAGACGUCAGAAACUCCUAUAGUGCCUGUGUCCUGUGUUAUUUAUAAAAAUUUGAGUGAGUGAGAAGUAGUGUUUAUGAAAAAACAGUGAAGGUGAAAAAGACUGGGAUUUGGCAGUAGAAAAUAGUUCUUGUUUUAAGUACUUGAAUAGCAGGAUUGUGUAUAGGUAAUAAGAAAAUUACAGUAUUGCAUUUUUUUUAAUAGAAAAUCGACUUGAUUCCUACACAUUCCGGAAUAGUACCACAAAUUUUAAAUUUGUAUUUAUUUAUUCCAUUGCCGUUUUCUAUUCUUUCACUGUAUAUUAUAUGUAAGUAUAGUUGAUGAGAUAUAAAUUAUUUGAAGUUUGA
Harmonia axyridis is the source of this 1185-nucleotide messenger RNA. RefSeq names its product ras-like GTP-binding protein Rho1. Gene Ontology annotation, molecular function: GTPase activity; GTP binding. The record is from RefSeq and is a predicted model, not a curated record. NCBI's taxonomy places the organism in Eukaryota, Metazoa, Arthropoda, Insecta, Coleoptera, Coccinellidae. Gene Ontology annotation, biological process: cell migration; small GTPase-mediated signal transduction. The transcript has a single exon. Bases 114 to 698 code for a protein of 194 amino acids.